Molecule: messenger RNA, 2218 nt
Organism: Phasianus colchicus (ring-necked pheasant)
Lineage: Eukaryota; Metazoa; Chordata; Aves; Galliformes; Phasianidae
Gene: KCNJ2
Product: potassium inwardly rectifying channel subfamily J member 2
Biological process (GO): regulation of monoatomic ion transmembrane transport; potassium ion import across plasma membrane
Cellular component (GO): plasma membrane
Molecular function (GO): inward rectifier potassium channel activity
Source: RefSeq, a predicted model, not a curated record
CAAAAAGGGGGCAGCGGCUCAUUGAGUGGCUCAGUUGCAAGCGGUGCGGCGGCGGCCGGCGGGCACCUUGGGAUUGGCUUGGCUUGGCUUGGCUUGCUGCGUCCCCGCGGAUCUUAACACCCUUUAAACUCUCUAAGCACCUCUGUUAAAGCCACCGGCAGACCAUGCCCUCUCUAUGACGGUUACUUGUUAAGCUAACUCUGCAUGCCAGAAGACUGUCCUUGGUUGAUCCAAGGGCUUUUGGGGAUUCCAGCCUCUCCCCAGUUUUUCUGUGUGUGUGUGUUCCUCUAGAACUUUCAAAACUGUUUCUCCAAAGGGUUUUGCAGAAACUUAGACUGUUUUCUAAAGCAGAAGCACCUCAGUCCACAGCAGUAGUGAUGGGCAGCGUGCGAACCAACCGCUACAGCAUCGUGUCUUCGGAAGAGGACGGCAUGAAGCUGGCAACCAUGGCCGUCGCCAACGGCUUUGGGAAUGGCAAAAGUAAGGUACACACCAGGCAGCAGUGCAGGAGCCGCUUUGUCAAAAAAGAUGGCCACUGCAACGUCCAGUUUAUUAACGUGGGUGAGAAGGGACAGCGAUACCUGGCAGACAUCUUCACCACUUGCGUGGACAUCCGCUGGAGGUGGAUGCUGGUUAUCUUCUGCCUGACAUUUAUCCUCUCCUGGCUUUUUUUUGGCUGUGUGUUUUGGUUGAUUGCGCUGUUGCACGGGGAUCUGGAGAACCAAGAGAAUAACAAACCGUGUGUCUCGCAAGUGAGCAGCUUCACUGCAGCCUUUCUGUUCUCCAUUGAGACCCAGACCACGAUCGGCUAUGGCUUCAGGUGCGUCACAGACGAGUGCCCCAUUGCCGUUUUCAUGGUGGUUUUCCAGUCUAUAGUAGGCUGCAUCAUUGACGCCUUCAUCAUUGGUGCCGUCAUGGCAAAGAUGGCUAAGCCAAAAAAGAGAAACGAAACUCUUGUCUUCAGCCACAAUGCCGUAGUGGCCAUGAGAGAUGGGAAACUGUGCCUGAUGUGGCGUGUUGGAAACCUGAGGAAAAGCCACUUGGUUGAGGCACACGUGCGAGCACAGCUCCUCAAGUCCAGGAUCACGUCAGAAGGGGAGUACAUCCCUUUGGAUCAAAUAGACAUCAAUGUAGGGUUUGACAGUGGGAUAGACCGCAUAUUCCUGGUCUCCCCAAUUACAAUAGUACACGAAAUAGAUGAAGACAGUCCUUUGUAUGACUUGAGCAAACAAGACAUGGACAAUGCUGACUUUGAAAUUGUAGUCAUUUUAGAGGGCAUGGUGGAAGCCACUGCCAUGACUACCCAGUGCCGCAGCUCAUAUCUGGCAAAUGAAAUCCUCUGGGGCCACCGCUAUGAGCCCGUACUCUUUGAAGAAAAAAACUACUACAAAGUGGACUAUUCGAGGUUCCACAAAACAUACGAAGUGCCCAACACACCCAUCUGCAGUGCCAGAGACUUAGCAGAAAAGAAAUACAUUCUCUCGAACGCAAACUCCUUUUGCUACGAGAACGAAGUGGCCCUCACCAGCAAGGAGGAGGACGAGAUCGACACGGGGGUACCCGAAAGCACGAGCACAGACACCCACCCCAACAUGGACCACCACAACCAGGCAGGAGUGCCCUUAGAGCCACGGCCGCUGCGGCGUGAAUCGGAAAUAUGACUGGCGAACAAUUCCUCUCUCUUUUGGUUGAAAGGAAAAAAUAAAUAAAUAAAUAAAUACCUAUCGGUCAAAGGCACGUUGACCUGAGAAGUUGGCCCAGAACAGUUUUCAGACAACGGUACUGUUGAAGAGCGGCGUGAAGGCAAGCAGACCUGAGAAACCCCGGCUGGUUUGAGGGCUGUCCUCAGAGGAGGGACAACAGAGAAUGAACUCUAAACACAAAGCACUAAACAUGUCUAAGUAUGAACAGAAGGCACAUAUGUUGUAGAAUAAAUUAUGUAUAUAUUUUUUUACAAAACUUGAACUUGCAGGCAAGCUUUGGUUGGGUUAUUAUUAUUUUUUUUUUUUUUUUCAACUUUUUCCAGAAUGCUUCUCUCUAGGGAACAAGAAUGUUUUUAAUGGCAUAACAAAGGCAAGAAUCUGCCUUAUUAUUAUUAUUAUAAUUAUUUUUUAAAAAGCUGCUGCUAACUACAUGAACACAAAUGGUUAUUUUUGUUGCAGUGUAGUUUUUAUUUUCUCUUGUGUAAUUUAAAAAAAAAAAAAAAAAAAAAGGAAAA